Messenger RNA from Eutrema salsugineum, 710 nucleotides. Its product is annotated as SWR1 complex subunit 6. The record is from RefSeq and is a predicted model, not a curated record. Gene Ontology annotation, biological process: chromatin remodeling. The transcript has 4 exons. Gene Ontology annotation, molecular function: nucleosome binding. Bases 131 to 646 code for a protein of 171 amino acids. Gene Ontology annotation, cellular component: Swr1 complex. NCBI's taxonomy places the organism in Eukaryota, Viridiplantae, Streptophyta, Magnoliopsida, Brassicales, Brassicaceae.
CCCAAUGGGCCAGUAAAUCAGACUAUUUCUGAGAGAUACCUAAAAGAGCGAUUCCACGCGAAUUCGCCGGAUUCCAUUCUACCGUCGCAGCGCUUCCAUCGUCGCCGGUAAACUGAUUAUAUUUUCCGGCAUGGAGGAAGAGAUGACGAGUCGUAGAGUGUCGAGUCGGACUCGUAAGGUUGCUUCGAAGAUGGCGGCGGCUCUUACGAGCACCGACAAUCGAAAUCAGGCUGCUAUAGCUCGGCUUGAGGCUUUAGAGAAUGACAAUGGGGCCAUUGAGGUGGUAGAUGCGAACGAUGAUGAAGAAGCCUCCCUUGACGAAGACGAUGAUCUCGGAUACACACAGAAGAAGCAGCCCAAGGGAUCAAAGCGUAAAACUCGACAAGCAAAAGCUUUGGAAGCUCGUAAAGCUCCUAAAUCCUUCCUUGAGCUCUUGCAGGAGGCAAAUUUGGAAUCUUUGCCGUCGCAUGUGCCCACUUACUUGAAAGCAGCCGUUGGACCUCCGAUUUCUUCUUCUCGUCGCCAUUUCUGCACAGUUUGUGGAUACAUCGCUGGCUACAAUUGCUGCUUAUGUGGGAUGCGCUUUUGUUCUAUUCGUUGCCAAAACAUUCACAAGGAUACUCGUUGCCAGAAAUUUGUUGCGUAAGAAAAGACCAGAAUGUAAACUUUUUUUCAUACAUGUAGUGAAACAUCAAUCUUCCUCUCUCUCU